AUGAAGGCUUGUCCGAAAUGUUAUUUGAAUCGGGUACCCGCUCUACGACUUCUCCCAUCCACUGCUGAGGUAUUACCGCUUCUCACAAAUCAAGAGUGGCGCGCCUCAUCCAAUAACACCGACACACUGGCCACUCCUCAACCUGACGACGUACCAACUGUACCGAAAUCUUCUGUUCCGUCUGCUGAUGAAAACCUAGACCACUGGUGGUUUUGCCGCCUUUGUGAUGAGGUUCAUCCCCUUGUUUGGGUUCGACUACAACAUUACCCACUCUGGCCCGCCAAGGUUAUGGCCGUUGAUGGGGACAGUUUGCUUGUUAUGUUUUUCGGUGAUUACGAAGUCACUUUAGCACCCGCGGGAUCUGCCCAGCUUCAUUCUGAGAACCGCGUUAGCCACCCCUCAUUGCUAACGAAAUCGAACGGUACGACGAAUCUCCCGGCCUUGGAACCCGCCAUUAGUCCGACUUCUGUCGGGGCAAGCAGCACACGGACACCCACUCCUCCUCCCAUCUCCCCGGUUUCCGUUUGCGGUCGAUCUUCAAAAGGGCUGCUCACGGAUUCGGGUGUGGAUGCUAGUUACAAACAAGCUGUCGCUGAGCUGAAUUACAACGUCUAUUUAAUUCAGCAGCGGUAUCCAAACUUUAAGCUUCCUGCAAAUAGUUUGGAAUACAGCAAGAAACAAGUCAAUCGUUAUUAUGCAGCUUGUUGUGAUAAUACUCAAGUCAAAAGCAAGAGAACUGAAGGCCAAGCACGGUUUCCGUUGCGUGUGAGCACGCAUGUAUCAUCCUCCUGCAUGGAACCAGUCACGUCAGAUACCGGCUCCAACCCACUCCCUAGCAGGCAACGCAGCUUGACAAACGAUCCUCCCGGGGAAGCGUAUCCCGAGCCACUUUUGUCCCGCGUUGCUGCCAGCAUUCGUGACACCGCUGGGAGUAGUGCAUUAACCACGGUGAAUCCCGAACCUGAAGCUCCUCGAACAGAAUACUUGGAUCACAGUAACAUUCCAAUGCUUGAUACGGCACGGGCGAUGAAUGAUGCAUCAUCUGCCACAAAUGUUCGCGAUUUGCUACCUGGGCCCCUGCACCCUAUCCCCGAUUCCGCUAAGGAGGAGUGCAAUUCAUCCGAUGAGAUACACUCUUUACUCCAACGAUUCCGGUCUCAAUUCGAAGAAGUUUUGAUUAAUCUGGAAGAAAAAUGGCAUCUCGCCCGUAAAGAUUCCGACGGUGUCGAUCGUCCUACCGUGCCUCCAGCACUCAGCUCCUUCACUAACGAACAGGAGGCUCAGACUACUACACCUCAUUUGACAGACAGUUUCGUCCAAAAAUCCGAAGAACCUCCGUACCUUGAUGGAGCUGCCACAGCCACCUCGGGUGUGCAGCGCACUCACACCGGUUCAUUGAGUGCCCUUCAAGCUGCAAUAAUGGAAGGUGAAAUCCAUCGGCUGGACCGAGAAAAUCAACGCUUGAAUUUAUUGCUAGCCUUUACCCGUGCGGAGAUGGCUUGGGAAAUGAGACACCGCAUCAUGGAGCUUCGCCGAGUGUGGAACUUCGAACUUUCUUCCAUUAUGGAUGCAGCUAGUAAAAUAUGGGAGCAAGAUUUGAUUCGCAUUGUGGACGCUGUGAAGCGCAAACAAUGGUGUGCUUACUGUGGUCGACUAGCAUACUACUAUUGCUGCUGGAAUACGUGUUACUGCAACAACGUGUGUCAAUCCAAACACUGGGCUUCCCACAUCAAUGUGUGCGUCCAAGCUCGGACACAAAACGUGACUAGCGCUGGACACUCGGAUACCGAAACGCCAAUCCUCAGUCCCUCAGCCAUUACCGUUGGCUGGCAACCAAUUACCUUCCAAUACGAAUCCAGGCCGCUGGUCCAUGACAUCUGGACCUUGAAACUUUCCUCGCACGCAUCAGGCGCCAACUUCCAAGUUACCAGGACACUUUCCGUGUUGACGCCACUUCUUAGUUACUAUUUCUCCCUGUUUUAUUGCAUAUUUUUCAUGUACAUUCUUUACAUCACUCAUCCGUCUUCGUCUUGA
Messenger RNA from Dicrocoelium dendriticum, 2034 nucleotides. Lineage: Eukaryota; Metazoa; Platyhelminthes; Trematoda; Plagiorchiida; Dicrocoeliidae. The record is from the annotation of a GenBank genome assembly.